AUCCCUUUUCGCCCGCACCGCCAUAGAGAAUGGGAAAACCAAGAGGACUGCGCACAGCUCGAAAGCUGAGGAACCACCGGCGUGACCAGAGGUGGCAUGAUAAGGACUACAAGAAGGCUCACUUGGGAACAAGAUGGAAGGCCAAUCCAUUCCAAGGGUCCUCCCAUGCUAAGGGCAUUGUUCUGGAAAAAGUUGGUGUUGAAGCCAAACAGCCAAAUUCUGCCAUCAGAAAGUGUGUCAGAGUGCAGCUGAUCAAAAAUGGCAAAAAGAUCACAGCUUUUGUGCCCAAUGACGGUUGUCUGAAUUACAUUGAGGAAAACGAUGAGGUGUUGGUGGCAGGGUUUGGACGUAAGGGUCAUGCCGUUGGUGAUAUCCCAGGUGUGCGAUUUAAGAUUGUUAAGGUGGCAAAUGUGUCCCUCUUGGCUCUGUUUAAGGGAAAAAAAGAAAGACCAAGGUCUUAAAUCAAGCCCAUUUUUCUGUGUCAUGUAAGGAAGACUUUUUCCAAAAUAAAUCUGUCAUGAAGGAAAA
This is a messenger RNA of Liolophura sinensis, 528 nucleotides long. RefSeq names its product small ribosomal subunit protein uS12. Gene Ontology annotation, biological process: translation. Lineage: Eukaryota; Metazoa; Mollusca; Polyplacophora; Chitonida; Chitonidae. The coding region runs from base 30 to 461 and encodes 143 amino acids. Gene Ontology annotation, cellular component: ribosome; small ribosomal subunit. The transcript has 4 exons. The record is from RefSeq and is a predicted model, not a curated record. Gene Ontology annotation, molecular function: structural constituent of ribosome.